CGGCAGAGCUGAGGAGCUGGUGUGUCCCCCUGAAACUUUCUCCCCUAUCUCUGCUGUGGGGUGUGUUCGUGUGCCAAGGAGGGGGAGAGAGAGACCCAGUGCAAAGGAGAGCAAGCAGGGAAGCCAAGGGAGAGAAGGGAGCUUGUUUCAUGCACUGCUGAAGGCUGUCAGAGGCAGAGCACAGCAGCAGCUCACUGGUGGGGUGCAAUUUAAGGGACAACGCUUAUUGACUUUAUUCACUGAAUUGCUGAAGGACAGAUAUGACAUCUGACUGGUGCGUCUAUAUAUUCUUGCUUAUUGGAACAAAGGUCGUUCGUGACACUUUGGAAGAUCCUGUUUCCAGAGGCAGUGCCGCCUGCCCCUUGGGCUACUUUCCCUGUGGCAAUAUCACCAAGUGCUUGCCCCAACAACUUCACUGUAACGGUGAGGAUGACUGUGGGAAUCAUGCUGAUGAAGACAACUGUGAAGACAACAAUGGAUGGUCUCUGCAGUUCGACAAACAUUACGCAAAGAGGAAAUACAACAAAGUGAAAUCCCUGUACGCGUUUCAGACCAGGACAUCGGAGUGCUUGGCUGGUGCUGUACCAGCAGAAUGUACGUGCCAAGGGCUGGAGGUCUCCUGCGAUGCUGCCCAACUGCGUGCCAUCCCUUUGGUCCCUUCAAACAUCACCAUGAUGUCUCUUCAGAAGAAUCUGCUAAGAAAACUUUAUGCUGACGUUUUCAGAAAAUACCAAGACCUUAAAAACCUAUAUCUCCAGGACAAUAAAAUCAGAGCCGUGUCCAAACAUGCUUUCAAAGGUUUAUACAACUUGACAAAACUAUACCUGAGUAACAACAAGAUAACCAACUUGAAGCCUCACGUCUUUGAAGAUCUCCAUAAACUUGAAUGGCUGAUAAUUGAAAACAAUAGGAUAAAUCGGAUCUCUCCAUCGACAUUUUAUGGACUCAAAUCACUUAUUCUCCUUGAGAUGAUGAAUAAUUCUCUUGCUCAUUUGCCUGACAAACCUCUGUGCCAAUAUAUGCCGAGACUGAACUGGCUAGACUUAGAAGGCAACCAUAUUCAUCACUUAAGAAACGUCACUUUCAUCUCCUGCAGCAGUUUAACUGUAUUGGUGAUGAGGCAAAAUAAAAUCAGAUCUCUGAAUGAAAACAGCUUUUCUUCUCUCCAAAUGCUAGACGAACUGGACUUGGCUAGCAAUGAGAUUGAAUCACUUCCUGCAUAUGUGUUUAAGGAUCUAAAGGAGCUUUCACAACUGAACCUUUCUUACAAUCCAAUCAAGAAAAUACAAAUGGACCAGUUUGAUUUUCUAACCAAACUCAAAUCCCUCAGCUUGGAGGGCAUUGAAAUUGCAAACAUCCAGAGAAGAAUGUUCAUUCCACUUAGAAACCUUUCCCACAUAUAUUUCAAGAAGUUCCAGUACUGUGGAUAUGCCCCUCAUGUGCGCAGCUGUAAGCCUAAUACUGAUGGGAUUUCAUCCCUGGAGAAUCUUUUAGCUAGCAUUAUACAGAGAGUGUUUGUCUGGGUUGUAUCUGCCAUCACUUGCUUUGGAAAUAUUUUUGUUAUCUGUAUGAGGCCUUACAUCAGAUCGGAAAAUAAGCUCCACGGCAUCUCAAUAAUGUCUCUCUGCUGUGCUGACUGUCUGAUGGGAAUAUAUUUAUUUGUGAUUGGAGCUUUUGAUCUUAAAUAUCGUGGAGAAUACAACAAGCACGCUCAGUUGUGGAUGGACAGUAUUCAUUGUCAAUUGGUGGGAUCGCUGGCUAUUCUGUCUACAGAGGUGUCAGUCUUACUGUUGACUUACCUGACUUUGGAGAAAUACAUCUGCAUAGUUUAUCCUUUUAGGUGUUUGAAGCCCAGAAAAUGCAGGACAAUUUCCAUUUUAGUUCUUAUCUGGAUAAUUGGGUUUGUUGUUGCUUUUAUUCCACUGAGCAAUAAGGAAUUUUUCAGGAACUACUACGGCACCAAUGGCGUCUGUUUCCCUCUUCACUCAGAGCAAUCAGAAAGUUCAGGAAGUCAGAUUUAUUCUGUUGUCAUUUUUUUAGGUGUAAACUUGGCAGCUUUUCUCAUCAUUGUCUUUUCCUACGGAAGUAUGUUCUACAGUGUUCACCAAACAGCCAUUAUGGCUACUGAGAUUCAGAAUCAUAUCAAAAAAGAGAUGACACUGGCCAAACGUUUUUUCUUCAUUGUAUUUACUGACGCACUGUGUUGGAUACCCAUUUUUAUUUUGAAACUCCUUUCUUUACUGCAAGUAGAAAUACCAGAUGAACACACAAUAUAAUGAAUUAUACUUUGCUUUAUUACUGCACUGGAUUAUAUUACUAUCAUCUACAAGGUUAGUCACGUUUAAUUUGGACAUAACAACAAAAAAUCAAAUCUUUGAAGUCUGUCCCAAUAGAAUAUCUAUAAAAUAUAUCAGAUGAUUUUGUAAACCAAGCUUGCACUGGAUUGGCCUUUCUCAUCUUCUGGCUUUCGGAGAUUCUGUUGCCUAACCAGCGUUCAAGCCAACACAAAAUUUCAUAUCUUGAUUUAACCAUAUAAUUCUUACCCUGAAAUAACUUCAAGCACUGACACUUCAAGCACUAAGUUAUGUAAAAUCAAGCUAACCUUCUUCAUGCUAAAAAUACAUUCCCAUGUAAAACCAGUAAAAGAUUAGAAACUUUAAAAGCUUUGUGGGGGGACUUAUAAUGAAUAAUACUGAGGAAUAGGGAAUAUAGAUCCCAGGCAGUGACAGGAAGCAAAGAAUAGAGAAGAUACAAGAGCAAAGGGUAGUGCAAAAAUAAUAGUGAGAAGAAACAACCUGCGAUAUGAAGCCAAGCUGGAAGUGUGCAGCCACCCCUCCAAGCAGGAAGCUCUCUUUCAUAAGCAUCAAGGGCUCAUGUUAAUUAAUGGGUAGAAACGCUAUAAUGCCUACUACAGCUUCCUUUCUUUUUCUCUCCCCAAGGUACCAUAACAUCUUGGGUAGUGAUUUUUAUCUUGCCCAUAAAUAGUGCUCUGAAUCCUCUUCUCUACACUUUGACUACACGACCCU
This is a messenger RNA of Lagopus leucura (white-tailed ptarmigan), 3026 nucleotides long. It is a transcript of the gene RXFP1, whose product is annotated as relaxin family peptide receptor 1. Gene Ontology annotation, cellular component: membrane. The record is from RefSeq and is a predicted model, not a curated record. Bases 261 to 2276 code for a protein of 671 amino acids. Lineage: Eukaryota; Metazoa; Chordata; Aves; Galliformes; Phasianidae. Gene Ontology annotation, molecular function: protein binding; G protein-coupled receptor activity. Gene Ontology annotation, biological process: G protein-coupled receptor signaling pathway. The transcript is spliced from 18 exons.